Molecule: messenger RNA, 4655 nt
Organism: Diachasma alloeum
Lineage: Eukaryota; Metazoa; Arthropoda; Insecta; Hymenoptera; Braconidae
Gene: rad50
Product: DNA repair protein RAD50
Exons: 2
Coding region: 365-4453 (1362 amino acids)
Biological process (GO): chromosome organization involved in meiotic cell cycle; telomere maintenance via telomerase; telomere maintenance via recombination
Cellular component (GO): nucleus; condensed nuclear chromosome; Mre11 complex
Molecular function (GO): G-quadruplex DNA binding; double-stranded telomeric DNA binding; single-stranded telomeric DNA binding
Source: RefSeq, a predicted model, not a curated record
UUUUCUUCGAUUUUCACUUGUUCAAUUAAAGUUUUGGUAAUCCCGAAGACUCGAAUUUCUCUUGUUUGAUCGUGGACGAAGUGGUCCGACGUUUGUUUACUCUGGUGUCUCACUGCUGAACCGAUAAUGCAGGCACUGGAGGCGGUCGGUAGACCCGGUCGGUCGGUAUCUCAUUGCGUUUUGCCGGGUUCGAAAAAUUAGGCGUCUCAUGUGCGUUUAUUACCUUUGUUUUGGGAAUAAUAAACCAUCUACACGACGAAUCCCUCGACAAUCUCGGGAUAUUUAUCUGGAAGAACGUGCAGAUCGAGGAUUUUAGAUGAGAAACCCCUGAAUGAAUGAGCCCUAGCCGAGUCCCUCCCCAGCCAUGUCAAAAGUCCGAAAGCUCUCCAUCCGUGGAAUUAGAAAUUUCUCCGACACGGAGGAGGCCACGAUAAGAUUCAGCUGCCCCCUGACCCUCAUCACGGGCCUCAAUGGAGUUGGCAAAACCACAAUCAUCGAGUGUCUCCGCUACAUCACGACUGGCGAGUUCCCCCCAGGUUCAGACAGGGGCAGGUCCUUCAUCCACGACCCCAUGUUGAAGAAGCAGACGUCAGUGCAGGUGCGAGGCUGCGUGAAGGGAGAGUUCGUCGACCGCGAGGGGAAGACCAUCACAGUAACGAGGACCAUCGAGUGCACUAGAUUCGAGAAAACAACGAAAUUCAAGACCCUCGACAACGCUGUCAGCGUCUACAACCCGAAGACUGGAAAGUCGACGCAGUUAACGAAUCGCUGUGCAGACAUUGACGUGGAGGUGAUGCACUCCCUGGGUGUGUCAAAAGCGAUAUUGAACCACGUGAUCUUCUGUCAUCAGGACGACGCCAAUUGGCCUCUAGACGAGAACAAGGUGAUCAAGGAUCGAUUCGACGCAAUUCUGGAGACAACCAACUACAAUAAAGCUCUGGAGAACCUUCGAAAGCUGGCAAAGUCCAAGGAGACAGCCCUGAAGAUCGCUCAGGUCGAGGAAGCAAGGCUUGCCGACAGAGUUAUUGAGAUCAGGGCCAAAGAGGAGAAGCUCAAUGAAUUCAAGCAGAGGAAGAGUGACGUUGAGGAGAGGAUCAGGAGGAUAAACUCACGUUUGGAGCCUAUAAACGAGAGACUGAGGAGGAUAAGGGAGAUUGAGGUUGAGUUCAACAGACUGAGAGCUGAGGACGAGAAGGAUAAAGUAGCGUACAACAUGGCUCGCGAGCAGUGUGAGUCGCUGCAGUUGAGGGUGAAGGAGAUGUACGAGGGGAGUGAUGAGGAGUUGAGGGAGGAAAUCGAGUCUUACGGGAGUACUCUUCAGCAGAAGACUCGAAAGAUCGCUGGGAUCGAGGGGGAGAUCAGGGAUCUGCUGAGGAAGGAGCAGAGUCUCUCGAAGGUUCUGGGAGAGCACAGGGUGCUGAUGGGGACUCUCAGGCAGCAGAUGGAGGAUCAGGGGAAGAGGACGAAGGAGAGGAAUCAGGCCCUGAACGCAGCGCUGGCCAUGUGGGGGCUGCAGGCACUUGAGGACUUCGAGUCUGAUUACGAGGUUCAGAGAGGGAUUGAGGCUGUUGAGUCGAAGACGAAGGAGUUUGAGAGAUCCAUUGCUGAUAAACGAAUGAAGCAGAAUCAGGGGGAGAGUGAGCUCGAGAAAACUGUGGAGGCUGCACGAGACAAGAGAUCGAAGAUCAAUUCGGAAUUGGAGAGGAGUGAGAAGGAUGCAGAAGAGAUUAGAAAGACGAUUAUGAGUGCUCGAUUGAAGAUUGGACAGGCUGAUGACUCGGGCAAACGACUCGAUGCUGUUGAUGCCAAACUCGUGCAGAUGGACAAGGAGAUUGAGGAAAUUAAUGAGCUGAUGAGGUCUGAAGAUGUCGAGGAUAAAAUCACGAGGGAGACGAGGAAGUUCGAGGAGAUUGAGGAGAAAUUCACGGAGCUGGAUGAGGAGAUGACACUCAUUCAAAAUCAAAGUGCACUGAACGUGAAGUUAGAGUCAUUGAAAUCAAAUUCCCAGGCGAAGAGUAAAGACAUUGAACAGCUGAAGUCACAGCAUGAGGAGAACAUUAAGAAAUUAUUGAAGAUGAAUCGAGUGCCAGAGUACAACCUCAAGGAGACCAUCGAGGAGGCCCAGAGGGUUCUCUCAGAGAGGCUCGAGAGAUUAUCCAAGGAAAUUAAAACGAAAGAGUACGAACUGAUGGCUGUGGAGACAGCCCUGACUCACGCCAAGAAGGAACUGAACGUCAGAAUAAUGAACAACGAGUGUGAGAAGGAGAAGGUGAAGGCCCACUGCGAGGAUUACACGAAGUACGAAGAAGUCUUGCUCGAUCAACAGACAAAACUGAAGGAAUUGCAGGACAAGAGAGGGAUGAUUGCUCACCAGGGGUCGGCUUACCAGGCCUACAUCAGGGAGUUCAGCAGGAACUCGUGUUGUGCCCUGUGUGAAAGGGGCUUUGACUCGCAGUCAGAGGCCCAGAAGCUCCUGAAUAAACUGAAAAAGGGAAUUGCAGACCACCCAGACCUGCUGAGGAGAUGCGAAAGAGAGCUGAACGUUGAGCAGGGGAAAUACAACACUCUCCUCUCGAUAAAAUCGGCAGUAGAGGCAAUCACAAAAUUCGAAGCAGUUGACAAAGAAGAGAUGACGAAAAAAAUCAAGCUGAAGGAGCAAGAGGCCUCAGAGCUGAAGCAGAAAAUAACAGAACUGAAGGAAUCGAAGCUGGAGCCCGAGAGGAGAAUUGAAAUGGUGAAAUCGAUGAUUCCAGAUCUGACGAUUUGGGAUCGUUACUCCCAGGAUCUCCUGCAGAUCGACAUCGCCAUGGACGAACUCCAGGAGGAGAUGUCCUCCCGAGGUCGCACGAGUAACAAAACGAUGGGGGAGAUCCAGACGGAGAGGGAGUCCUUGAAAAAAUCCCUGAAAGAAACUCGCGAUAAGAUCGAUGAACUGCGAUCGACCCUCGACAUCAGGAAGGAGCAGCUUCGCAGAGCAACAGAGAGGAGAACCAAGUGCCUGGAGGAACAACUCCGAAUCCACAACGAAGCCCAGCAGCUGCGAAAGCUGAAGGACGACCUGAAGGAGAUGAUAACGAGAGAAAGCGCCCUGAGGUCGUCACUUCAGGGCCUUCGCCAGCAGCUGAUGGCAGCUGACGAGGAGCGUGGCGAAGUAGUCAGAGAGCUGGACGAAUUGAAAUUCAAAAAUCAGGAGGAGCAGGAGAUCGACAGGAAGCUGAUGAAGGAUUACGAGAAGCAAUGGGACACUCUCAACGCCCUCCAGGGGGAGAUCGCCCGGUUCGCCUCUCGAAACGUGAAGAAACAGCUGGAGAACCUUGAGCUGGAGGUGAAGCUUCACCAGAAGAACAGCGAGGAGAAGCAGCGAGAGAGGUCUGACAAGGAGAGAGAGUUGAUUCAGAUCAAAGAGGACAUCUCGUGCCACGAGACGAAGAAGAGGAAUCUCACUGAUAAUGUGGAGCUGCGCAAGUACCAGAAGACUCUCAGGCAGCUUGAGCAAUCUCGUAAGCAACGAAGUGGCAAAAUUAAUCUCCUUAAUUACGACGAGGUGGUGAAGGAACAUGAGGAGUUGGUGAAGGAGAUCCAGGAGGCUGAGGGGGAGAUCAACAAAGCCUCUGGCAUCAGGGGAGAGAUCACCAAGAGUAUUGAUCAGUUGACUGAGGAUCUUAACACCAAAGAGUGCAAGACAGCACGCACAGCCCAUCGAGCCAAAUGCAUCGAAGUCUUUGUCACCAGACAGGCGAUCGACGAUGUCAUGGCGUUUGCCAAGGUCCUGGAUGUGGCGACAGCAGAGUUUCACGAGGAGAGGCUCGACAAGAUAAAUUCGGCCAUGAAGAAACUCUGGAAGCUCAUCUACUCGGGGAACGACACGAAGUCCAUUCAGAUCAGGGCUGAGGCCACUUCCACGUGUGGAGUGACUGAGAAGAGGCAAUUUAAUUACAAACUCGUGCAGAUCAAGCAUGGAAUCGAGAUGGAGAUGAGGGGGCGCUGCAGCGCUGGCCAGAGGGUGCUUGCGUCCAUCAUUCUGCGAUUGGCCCUGGCUGAAACCCUCUCGCAACAGUGUGGAGUCCUCGCUCUCGACGAACCAACGACCAAUUUGGAUGCUGUCAAUUCGGCAAAACUCGCUGAUGCACUUUACAGAUAUGUCACCUACAGGGCCAAGUAUGAGAAGAACUUCCAGCUGAUUGUCAUCACUCAUGAUGAAAAUUUCAUCAGGAAUCUGAGCGAAUUGGGCUCGCAGAAUUUCGCUCAGGAGCUGUACAGGAUGGACAAUGGGCUGACUAGUGUGAGGAAGUCUAAGUUGAACAACGGGGACGAUGUUGAGGACGCGCAGAGGCAGAAUGAGCCUCAGAAUGAACCUGAGACGCAGCAGUCGAUGUCUAGGAAGAGGGCUCUCGCUGGCGACGGACCCCCGGGGAAACGGAAUAGACCGUACAACUUUGAACUCGAUUUCUGAAGCGGGGGCGAUGGUCCCUGUUCACAUUCCUGUUUUUUUUCGUAUGAAGACUCGAGUGGAUUAUCUUGCGAACGUGAUCUUGAUGGUUUUUUUUAUUUUGAUAGUCUGAAAUGAUCUCCGAUUACUAUUCGGUUUUACAUAGCCCUGGAUUCUCCAAAAAUUAUGAUUGUACAAUUUAAAAAACGGUGAAAAAAGCUGAACA